AUGCACACAGCAGCUCGCGCUCCGGCCACCAGCGUGAGUGCCGACUGCUGCAUCCCGGCCGGCCUGCGCCUCGGGCCGGUGCCCGGAACCUUCAAGCUGGGCAAGUACCUGUCAGACCGCAGGGAACCCGGGCCCAAGAAAAAGGUGCGCAUGGUGAGAGGGGAGCUGGUGGACGAGUCGGGGGGCUCUCCUCUGGAAUGGAUAGGGUUAAUCCGGGCAGCCAGGAACCCCCAGGAACAGACUCUCGAAGCUAUUGCAGACUUACCCGGAGGACAGAUUUUCUACCGAGCGCUGCGAGACGUCCAGCCAGGGGAGGAGCUGACGGUGUGGUAUUCCAACUCCUUAGCUCAGUGGUUCGACAUCCCCACGAUCGCAACUCCGACGCACGACGAAAAAGGGGAGGAGCGCUACAUUUGCUGGUACUGCUGGAGGACGUUUAGAUACCCCAACAGCCUUAAGGCCCACCUACGUUUCCACUGCGUGCUCAGCAGCGGCGGGGGCCGAGCCUAUCUGCACCACGAGCACGGGGCUCGCCAAGGCGCUGCCCCGGCCGCGGAUGGCCUUCACUUCUCUCCGAAACCCCCGGCGCCUGACUUUGCCGCGGCCGCCCCCGCUGGCACUCUGCGGUCCCACCCGCAGGCCCCGCCGCCCCUCCAGGCCUGCGGAGCGCGGGAGAGCAUUAAGCGCGAGGCCUCCUCUGCGCCCUCCGCCGCUUCGCCUCCCCCGGCCAAGUGGGGGCAGUCCAAGAAGGGCAAGGAGCAGCCGGACCGCGCCCUAGACAUGAGCGGGGCCGCCCGGGGACACGGCCACUUCCUCGGCAUCGUGGGCGGCUCCCCAGCGGGGGGCGGCGGCCUGGCCUUCUACCCCGGAGUGCGCUCGGCUUUCAAGCCUGCCGGCUUGGCCAGGGCGGCCGCGGCCGCACACGGCGACCCCUACCGGGAGGAGGGCGGCGGCAAACCCGGGUCCGGCCUGGCCUUAGGCAGGCUGCUGGGCGGGGGCCGGGCGGGCGGCCGCCCGGGAAGCGGGGAGAACCCCGCGGCGGGCAGCACGGGCCACCACCAUCACCACCACGCGCACCACCACCAUCACCACUCUAAGUGCCUGCUCGCGGGGGAGCCGCCGCCACCUCCUCCGCCUGGCCUACCCUGCUCGGGGGGCCUGCGCGGUUUCCCUCUGCUCCCUGGGCCCCCGGAAGAGGCGUCAGCCUUCAAGCAUGUGGAGCGCGCCCACCCCGCCGCGGCUGCGCUGCCGGGAGCGCGUUUCGCCCAGCUGCCCUCUGCUACCGGGCUGCCCGUCGAGCGCUGCGCGCUGCCGGCCCUCGACGCGGGCGGGCUCAAAGCCUACCCCGGUGGCGAAUGCAGCCACCUGCCUACCGUCAUGCCGGCUUUUACCGUCUACAACGGGGAGCUACUCUACAGCUCACCGGCCGCCGCCGCUUAUUACCCGCUCAAACUGCACUUCGGCGGGCUGCUCAAGUAUCCAGAGUCCAUCUCAUACUUCAGCGGGCCUGCGGCGGCGGCGGCAGCGGCCGCUCUAAGCCCUGCAGAGUUGGGCUCGUUGGCUAGCAUCGACCGAGAGAUCGCUAUGCACACGCAGCAGCUGUCGGAGAUGGCGGCAGGGAAAAGCCGCGGCCGCCUGGACGCGGGGACGCUGCCACCGGCCGUCGUGGCAGCGGGUGGCCCUGGGGGUGGCGGCAGCGGAGGUGGCGGCGCCGGCAAGCCCAAGACCGGCCACCUGUGUCUCUACUGCGGCAAGCUGUACUCGCGCAAGUACGGGCUCAAGAUUCACAUGCGGACGCACACGGGCUACAAGCCGCUCAAGUGCAAAGUGUGCCUGCGGCCUUUCGGCGACCCCAGCAAUCUGAACAAGCACAUCCGGCUGCACGCUGAGGGCAACACCCCCUACCGCUGCGAGUUCUGCGGCAAGGUGCUGGUGCGCCGCCGGGACCUGGAACGCCACGUCAAGUCCCGCCACCCUGGACAAAACCUGCUCGCCAAGGCGGGCGAGGGCCCAGGCGCAGAGCCUGACUACCCCCCGGAACCUGGGGAGCCCAAGAGCGACAACGACAGCGAUGUGGACGUCUGCUUCACGGACGACCAGAGCGACCCUGAGGCUGGAGGCGGCGGCGAGUGCGACUCGUAA
This is a messenger RNA of Callorhinus ursinus (northern fur seal), 2142 nucleotides long. RefSeq names its product PR/SET domain 13 (gene PRDM13). Gene Ontology annotation, cellular component: nucleus. Gene Ontology annotation, molecular function: protein binding. Lineage: Eukaryota; Metazoa; Chordata; Mammalia; Carnivora; Otariidae. Gene Ontology annotation, biological process: regulation of gene expression. The record is from RefSeq and is a predicted model, not a curated record.